AUGAACGCUGCUGCCGCUUUCCGGGCCCGCAUGGCCACCUCCUUCGUUGCCCGCCGUGGGUUUUCCUCCACCCGCACCCAGCUCUCGAGCCCGUACCACUACGAUGAGGGUCCUCGCUCCAACAUCCCCUUCAACCCUCUCACCAAGUACUUCUUCUACAGAUACUGGGCUUUCAUGAUCACCGGUUUCGGUGCUCCCUUCGCCAUUGCUGUCUGGCAAACCUACAAGACCCGCUAA
This is a messenger RNA of Aspergillus calidoustus, 237 nucleotides long. The record is from the annotation of a GenBank genome assembly. Lineage: Eukaryota; Fungi; Ascomycota; Eurotiomycetes; Eurotiales; Aspergillaceae.